ACGGGUGCUUCUAUUCUUCUAUUCUAUUCUAUUGUACUCUAGUCUAGUCUAGAAAUUCUCCUCAUUUAAUCAUACUCGAGAUUUUCAGAACGUGAUUGAAAAUGACUGUUAUUACAAAGCCUACCUGCGAACAACGUGCACCAAGUCUGGACAGUGAAGAUGACUUUGAAGAGGUCCCUAAGUUUCCUGGUCCUCUUAUGAGCAAUGACCUGCAGAAGGAGGACCUGAUUCGGUUUAUCCGGUGGAAAGCACAGGAGUGUUCUGCAGAGCUUUAUAAACGUGACCACGCGGAGGCCUAUUUCUUAUGGAAGAUAAUGGAAUUGAUCUUCUGUCGAAACGGAAAAGAGAUGAUGUGUGAAGUUGCUGCAGUGAUCUUCAAGGCCUACAGCAGGCUCAGGAAUAACUUUCCACGAUUUGGGUGCCCAGAUGGUGAGAGAUGGAAGGAAUGGUGUCUUCCUCUGGCAGACCUUUUGUGCUCCUCUGCACCAGAUGAUGAGAUCAGAGAGGCUCUGAUUAAGAUGGGAGAUGAUCUUGCCUCCAGAAGAUGGACCUACGCAGCACAUAUCUGCUACGUUGUGGCAAAAGUGGAGCUGGGAUCAUGUAGUCAGUUUGAACUGAUCGGUUGUGACAGAGUGCCAUUUGGGUUGUCAGUCCUUCCUGAAACCUUUGUGAUAACGGAGACGUACGAAUACUUGCUGUCGCUGAGCUCAGGGCUGGCCCAGCCAAGCUUCCAGAUCUUUAAGUUGAGCCAUGUCAGCAGGGUGGUCUAUUUUGAGCUGAGUCUCUUAAGUGCCGCCACUAAAUACUGUGAGACCAUCGCUAGGGCAGCCUUCACUUUCCCCGACAGAAUCAAAAGGAGCUUCAUUGAACGGCUUAUUUUGCUGUCUUGCAAUGUGCUAAAAGACCAGGCAGAAGAACCUGCGUGGCUGCUAGAGCUCCGGCGGCUGCACAGAACUAAAUUAGCAAAUGCUAAUGGCGACCCAGUGCAGCACAUGGCAUCUACCAGCCAUGACAUGGAUUCUGAGAUUCAGGAAUCAGAAUGUUCCCCGAGGACAGACGAGAUCCCCGCUCUCCAGUCCCCUGAUCUGGAGCAGCACGCUGUCCCACGGGCUGUGCUUUAUUCACGGUACACCUUGGGAAAGGUGCUGGGGAUGGGAGGCUACGGAUCUGUCUUCGAAGGACACCGGAUUGAAGAUGGGAAAGAGGUUGCCGUUAAAUUUGUAGACAAGGACGACGACGACGACAUCAUAACAAUUCCUGGAGAGACGCAGGAGCUGCCUGUAGAGGUGGCACUAAUGAAGAUGGUGUCCAGGCCACCUCGCUGUAGCAAUGUGCUGGAGCUGCUGGAGUGGUUUGAAAUAGACAAUCAGUACGUCAUGGUCCUGGAAUGGCCCAGCCCCUGUAUGGACCUGUAUGAUUUCACUGAUCUUCAGGGCGGCCGCCUGUCUGAAGCACAGGCUCGAGACGUCAUGCUGCAGGUGAUUCGGGCGGCUCGUCACUGCUGUGACCGUGGAGUGUUACACUGUGACAUCAAGUUAGAGAACCUCCUCAUCAACACCGAUACCUUGGACGUCAAACUGAUCGAUUUUGGCUGUGGGAAACUGCUGAAGGACAGCCCCUACUACUCAUUUGUAGGCACUAAGGCAUUUGAACCUCCUGAGUGUCAGAUGAAUUUAAAGUACGUGGGCAUUCCUGUUACCAUCUGGGGUCUGGGCAUACUCCUGUUCUGCUUGAUCUGUGGAAGCUACCCCUUUGAAUCAGGUGAAGACUUUCAGCAUGUACACCUGGAAUUACGUCCUGACAUGUCUCGAGAGUGCUUUGAGCUGAUAAUGUGGUGCCUGGAGAUCAACCCUGAAACGCGGCCGACUUUCGCCGACUUGGUCAGGCACGAGUGGUUCACGGAGGCGGUUCAGGCGGUGUGAAUUGUGCUGGAUCCAUAUUGAGUUCUGUAAAAGAGAUUGAUGUGCUUAUGUAAUUUUACCGAGAACAGGUAAUUACGUGAAAGAAAAAAAAAUGUAGAAUAAAAAGAUUCGUCUAUUUUAAUAUCUGUUUUGUUUUGCAUAUUCCU
Molecule: messenger RNA, 2068 nt
Organism: Ictalurus furcatus (blue catfish)
Lineage: Eukaryota; Metazoa; Chordata; Actinopteri; Siluriformes; Ictaluridae
Product: PAS domain-containing serine/threonine-protein kinase-like
Exons: 15
Coding region: 102-1922 (606 amino acids)
Biological process (GO): negative regulation of apoptotic process; regulation of mitotic cell cycle; protein autophosphorylation
Cellular component (GO): cytoplasm
Molecular function (GO): protein serine/threonine kinase activity; ATP binding
Source: RefSeq, a predicted model, not a curated record